AUGCCAACAAGACCGCUCAGCGUUCAACCGAGGACAGUGCCACCGGCGCUCCCACUGCACCACGUGCGGGGGAGCCGCAGCUCCAGCCACGCGCCCUUGGCGGCUCCCGCUGCUGGUACGGGGGAGAAGACAUCAGCAGUGGGUGGUCAUCUACCAGACAUCGCUGCUGGCAGUGUUGCCACGUCAGCUGAGCCAGCCACCGUCAAGGAGGCGCUUGCCUCGCCAGACUCUGAGGAGUGGCGCCAAGCCAUCCUGGACGAGUUUGCGGCAAUGCAGGCCAAUGACGUCUACGACGUCGUGCCUCGCGCUGACCUUCCCAAGGGCCACAAGCUGCUCCGCAGCAUGGUCAUCUUUCGGAGGAAGCGUGACGACCAGGGCAAGGUGAUCAAGUACAAGGCGCGCUGGGUUGCCAAGGGCUACUCCCAGGUCCACGGUGUCAACUACACGGACACCUUUGCUCCGACGGCUACCAUCGCAGCCAUCCGCACCAUGCUCGCCAUGGCCGUCGCGCGUGGCAUGGACAUCCAGCAGAUGGACGUCAACACGGCGUUCCUCAACGCGCCCGUGGAUCACGAGAUCUACGUCCAGCCACCGGCCGUCGACGGCAUCUUCUCGCCGAAUACGGGCACCUUGUCCUACACCAUCAAGUACGCCGCCACUGGCGACACCAGCAGCGGCAGCACUGCCGACGGCGUACUCUCAGCGUACUCGGAUGCGUCCUUCGCCUCCGACGUUGACACGCGACGUUCCCGCACGGGCUUCGUCGUCUUCUGUUCCACGGGCCCCGUGUCCUGGAACUCCAAGCUGCAGGCCACCGUGGCCACAGCCUCCGCCGACGCGGACGCCGUCCUGUGCGAGCCCACGCUCGUCCACACGGACAACCAGCCGGCGCAGCGCGUUGCCGAAUACGCCGCCUCGCGCAUGCGGCACAUUCUCGUCAAGUACCACUACAUCCGCGAGUGCGUCGACACCAAGAGGAUUGUGCUGAGCUACCUCGCCACGGAGCACAUGAUCGCAGAUUUCCUCACGAAGAUCCUCCCUCGGCCCAAGACGACUCAGUUCUGCACGAUGCUGUUCGACCAGCGUCCUCUGCCAGGCUGCCAGCCACGGGCCCGUCCUCAUUCGGGCCGGUCGCCACGUCCUUCGACUCCGCGUCAGGACCUCUGA
Molecule: messenger RNA, 1167 nt
Organism: Salpingoeca rosetta
Lineage: Eukaryota; Choanoflagellata; Craspedida; Salpingoecidae
Exons: 4
Coding region: 1-1167 (388 amino acids)
Source: RefSeq, a predicted model, not a curated record